Messenger RNA from Pollicipes pollicipes, 482 nucleotides. It is a transcript of the gene SmF, whose product is annotated as small ribonucleoprotein particle protein SmF. The transcript has 3 exons. The record is from RefSeq and is a predicted model, not a curated record. Gene Ontology annotation, biological process: spliceosomal snRNP assembly; mRNA splicing, via spliceosome. Gene Ontology annotation, cellular component: U1 snRNP; catalytic step 2 spliceosome; pICln-Sm protein complex. Gene Ontology annotation, molecular function: RNA binding. The coding region runs from base 146 to 412 and encodes 88 amino acids. Lineage: Eukaryota; Metazoa; Arthropoda; Thecostraca; Pollicipedomorpha; Pollicipedidae.
GUUUCGAACAUCGCCGGUACGGCUGGUUAGUCGCGAGAGCCUUGGUUAGGGGAUUGGUUGGGCGUAUUGGUAACGAGCCGUGAAGAUCGUACUCGUCUGAUUUCUGCACUUCUUCGUCCCAGAAAAUCUACGAAAAGGACAAGAGAUGGCGGCCCCUAUGCCCAUCAAUCCCAAGCCCUUCUUGAACAACCUAACUGGAAAGUCAGUGCUUGUAAAACUGAAGUGGGGACAAGAAUACAAAGGAUUUCUGGUAUCUGUGGAUGGCUACAUGAAUCUUCAGUUGGCCAACACAGAGGAAUUUAUCGACGGCAACUGCACAGGGAGCUUGGGCGAGGUUUUGAUCCGCUGCAACAAUGUGCUGUACGUCAAAGGCGGCGAGGACGACGACGAGGAAGGCGAGAUGCGCGAGUGACCUCAUACAUUUUCAUUGCUUCACAUGUGUGCCCCAUCCAUUUGCUAAUAUACGUGUCACAUUACCCUGU